AUGGUCGACACGGGGAGCUCGGCCGACAUACUCUACUUCGAUGCCUUCCAGAAGCUGGGCCUGGCCAGGGAAAAUCUAAGCCCGAUGUGCUCGGCACUCACCGGUUUCACGGGAGAUUCAAUAUCGCCCCUGGGGGCUAUUACUUUGCCCUUGACCCUAGGGACCCCACCAAGGUCGAAGACGGUGAUGACCACUUUCCUGGUGGUCGACCUCCCCACUGCUUACAAUGCCAUACUUGGUCGGCCGACCCUCAAUAAGGUCAGAGCCGUCGUCUCGACCUACUACCAGACCAUCAAGUUCCCAACCCGUGCGGGAGUUGGGGAACUCACAGGAAGCCCCCGAGAGUCUAGACGGUGCUACCUCACCUCCGUUACAUUGGACAAGAGAGCCAGGACCGAGGCGUCCCAGGAAGACCCACGGGAAACAAAAAAACUGACUCCCCACCCCGAGCCGAGGGGAUCCACUGUUGACAUUCCUCUGCGAGAAGCUCGCCCGGACCAGACAGUCAAGGUCGGAUCUGAGCUACCCGAGCGGGAACGGGAGCAGCUCAUCGGUCUCCUAUGGGAAAAUGCCGACGUCUUCGCCUGGUCCCCGUCAGACAUGACGGGUGUCGAUCCAGAGGUCGCGGAGCAUCACCUCAACAUCCUGCCUGACGCUCGCCCAGUGAAACAAAAGCCUCGGUGCCAGGCCCCUGACCGACAACGUGCAAUACAAGAGGAGGUGGACAGGCUCUUAGCCGCGGGCUUCAUAGAAGAAGCCAAAUAUCCUCGAUGGUUGUCCAAUGUAGUCCUCGUGAAAAAACACAAUGGAAGCUGGAGGAUGUGCGUUGAUUAUACCAGCCUCAACACUGCAUGCCCUAAAGACUGCUACCCCCUCCCAAAGAUCGACCAGCUGGUCGAUGCGACGGCCGGCCACGCGCGACUCUCUUUUAUGGACGCCUACUCAGGGUAUAACCAGAUCAGGAUGGCGCCCGAAGACAGAGAGCACACGGCCUUCCUCACCGGUCAAGGGGUGUACUUCUACAAGGUCAUGUCGUUCGGGCUAAAGAAUGCUGGAGCCACAUACCAGAGCACAGUAAACAAGAUGUUCGCCCAUCAGAUCGGGAGGAACAUGAAAGUCUAUGUGGACGACAUGAUUGUGAAAAGCCGAGAGGCCGGAACGCACCUUGCAGACCUGGCCGAGGCCUUCGCCACGCUGCGCAAGUUCGGCAUGCGGCUCAACCCCACAAAGUGCGCUUUCGGCGUCACCUCCUGGAAGUUCCUCAGCCUUCCCCGGCUCGCCUCCGUCUCCCCCGGCGAGAGGCUGGGCCUCUACUUGGCGGCCUCCCCGCAUACAGUCAGUUCUGUCCUGGUCAAGGAAAGCUCCGACCAACAGCUCCCGAUCUACUACGUCAGCCACGUCCUGAGUGGACCUGAGGAACGUUACUCGCCGAUAGAGAAACUCGCGCUUGCCCUGGUGCUCUCGGUUCGGAAGUUGUGCCCCUACUUCCAGGCACACCCGGUGGAAGUCGUCACCGACCAACCUCUCCGGCAGGCGGUGGAGCUCGGCGAACACGACAUAAGAUACCUGCCCAGGACCGCCAUUAAGGCCCAAGCGGUAGCCGACUUCAUCGCGGAGCUGACUCGAAUGGAAGAUAUAAAUCUCGAGCAGGCUCCCGAGGCUUGGACCCUACACGUCGACGGCUCGGCCAACUCAAAGGGUGUCGGCGCAGGGCUGGUACUCCUCGCCCCCGACGGACGCUCGUUUGAGCGCUCCCUCCGCUUCGGGUUUAAAGCUACCAACAACGAGGCGGAGUACGAGGCGCUCUUAGCAGGACUGAGGCUGGCCCUCGAGAUGCAGGUGGCCGCGAUACACGUCCACACCGACUCGCAACUAGUGGCCGAGUAG
Molecule: messenger RNA, 1887 nt
Organism: Musa acuminata AAA Group (dessert banana)
Lineage: Eukaryota; Viridiplantae; Streptophyta; Magnoliopsida; Zingiberales; Musaceae
Exons: 3
Coding region: 1-1887 (628 amino acids)
Molecular function (GO): nucleic acid binding; RNA-DNA hybrid ribonuclease activity
Source: RefSeq, a predicted model, not a curated record